AUGAAGAUCCGAAAAAUAACCACCUGCCACACGUGCAGGGCUCGGAAGUUAGCUUGUGAUGGAAAACGACCGAGUUGUUCGCAAUGCCUAUUCUCUUCCAAGAAAUGUGCAGGAUAUGACCAUGAUCUCAUCUUCCGUCCGCCAGUCAUGUCCAACUCCUACCCACCCAAGGCAACGAAAGCCAAACGUCAACGCCGUCGCGUCAGCGUUGACAGCCAGAAAGCACAGCCAGUUGUUACGAAACAAGUAACAUUACCCGAAACCGAGUUUCCUCUUACUCGCUCCUUAAGUUGGCCACUUCUCGACAUCAUCUCACUUGUCGUCCAAAAUUUCAGUCCAGUUGGGCAAGCACCUCAAUUUGUCCCCUCCCAAGCCUCCAUCUUUUCUCAUCGGAUAUGUGGCGGCUGGGUUGAGAUGCUCCCUGAGUUGGCAAGGGGAUCAAAGGCAGAUCUAUGUCUCUCCCCCGCUAUCAAAACACUAGCAGUUUCCAUCCUUGCUAGAGGAAGUCAGGGACGAGCUCCUAUGUCUGAUGCCUUGGCGGCUCACACCACGGCUCUAGAAUCCCUGAACAGCGGGCUGGAUGGUUGGGCUACAUCAGCACCAAAUAUUGUGGCUGCCAGCAUCAUGUGUUUAUUCUUGUCCGAGACGCAGAUGAUCAUGCCCACGAGCCCAACCAGCGCCAUUGUCCAUGCAAAGGGUAUAGAGGAUCUCAUGAAGCUUCAAAAGCCUUGCUUCUACGCUUCGGGUAUCUCCCACCAUCUCUUUGUGGGAUUCAGACCAGUCCUUACCCAGGUUCUUCAAGCACUCUUUACCCGACGAAAACACUUUCUCUCGGACCCUGCCUGGACCUCGAUACCCUUUGAGUUCUACAUCCCAUCACCUCUUCAAUCACUAUUCACAGAGGUCUUCCCUCUUGCUGAGAUAUUGGGCAGAAUCGAUCAUUUGUCGGAUAUCCCAGCCGACCAAGCCGUAGCAAGGGCCCAAAAGAUAGUCGAGGAACUGUUGGAAAUUCUUCAAAACCUUGUUCGCAGAGACGAAACUGUCAGAGAAGAAACUACAGCCCGCCGGUGGCUCCCUAUCUUCCCAGUUCAAGAAGAUCUGCCAAUCCAGUUUCCCGACAUCAUCGCCGGAAACUUUUUCACCCACCUGUGGGCGUUCCAGGUGAUCUGCGCCUACAAUAUCAUCAAACUAACGUCAAAAUUCCCAUGUCUCUCAACCUCCACAGAGACGAAGGUCCUGAAUGACCUAUUGGACGUCAGGAUGAUCAACCAGCUCGCGUUGUGGACAUUUCGGAGCAUAGAGUUUCUACUCAAAGAAGAGUUCAAACUGUUUGGAGCGGCUUCCAUAAGUCUUCCGCUAAAGACUGCCUGUGAAGUGUUGAAGGCGUUUGGUGGGAAUGAUCCGGAAAUGGUGUUUUGGUUUUGUCGUGUGUCACGGUUUAUUAAGGAAACGGGGUAUUACUUUUUGAUACAAAUGCUUGCUGACGAUGAGUAA
Molecule: messenger RNA, 1494 nt
Organism: Fusarium vanettenii 77-13-4
Lineage: Eukaryota; Fungi; Ascomycota; Sordariomycetes; Hypocreales; Nectriaceae
Exons: 4
Coding region: 1-1494 (497 amino acids)
Biological process (GO): regulation of DNA-templated transcription
Molecular function (GO): DNA-binding transcription factor activity, RNA polymerase II-specific; zinc ion binding
Source: RefSeq, a predicted model, not a curated record